GAGAAGUGUAACUGCAUCGGGAUAGGAGCUUAGGUGCCAGCCAUGGUAUUCCCCAGCGACACCGAGGUCCCAGACGGCGGGGCGCCCCAACCAGCCCUGAGUCCCCCCCUCCCUGCUGAUCCUAAAGCCCUUGAGGAAACUGAUCGACAGGACACAACUCCUUUAGCAGGCAGCAUCAGCACAAAAGGCUGGGGCGCUCGCCACACCCUGGCUUUACUCGGCAGCCUCGGCAUCACCGUCAUGUACACCAUCCGCAUCUCCCUUUCGGUUGCUAUCGUCGCCAUGGUAACGACGACGCCAUUAAACUCCUCCAACGCCACCAACGGAAGCGCCGACGUUUGCCCGCCGCCCGACGAUUAUGAUCCUCAGGAGACAUAUCAGAAUGGUGAGUUCGACUGGGACCCGAAAGUCCAGGGCGCGAUCCUCGGCUCCUUCUACUACGGCUACGCCCUCUCGCACAUGCCGGUCGGGAGAGCAGCCGAAUACAUGGGCGGGAAGCUCUUGUUCGGCCUGGGGCUUCUGCUGGCCUCCAUAUUUAACCUCCUGACGCCGAUUUGCGCUGAAAUCUCCACCGGGAUGUUCAUCGCCCUCAGGGUCGCUGAAGGUCUCGUCCUGGGAGGAUGUUUCCCUGCCAUGAACACCCUACUGGCCACCUGGUUUCCUCCGGCAGAGAGAAGUAAAUAUACGACACUAGUCAUGACAGGCCAGAACGUAGGAACGGUGAUAGCCAUGCCCAUGACCGGCUGGCUGUCGAGCUCGGAGGAGCUGGGCGGAUGGCGCACUGCCUUCUACGUUUUCGGCACCUCCGGUCUCGUGUGGAGCGUCGCCUGGUUCCUGCUGGUGCACGACAGGCCCGAACAUCAUCCGAGAAUCUCUGAUGCAGAGCUGCAGUACCUUCUCUCCUACAAAGAAGUCAUGAAAGAUGCCAAGGUCAUGCCGCUGCCUUGGUAUGCCGUACUAACCUCCCCAUACGUGUGGUUGGUGACACUGGCUUCCAUCGGGGACACCCUUGGCUUCUACACUAUUAUCACGGAACUUCCUACAUACCUCGCCAAUAUCCAACAUUUCGAUAUGAACAGUACUGGGGUUUUGUCAGCGUUACCAUAUGCGCUGGCUUGGGUCGUCAGCUUGUUCUGGGGCUUCCUGGUGGAGAAGCUCGCUUCGUCCGGGGCGAUGACCAUCCUGCAGAUCAGGAACAUGUCCAUGGCUAUUUGUAAGUGCUCUCUCGAGACGAAGGUUGCAGAUCGCUCCUCAGACACAGAGGUCUUUUGUCUGGGCAGUGUGUAUGCAUACGACUACGUGCAUGUUUCACAUGAUCAGGCACUGUACGAAGGGCAUCGCGUCAGAACAUUCGUGGGCAGCGGAGGCCAGCACCGUGUGACGAUCCCGAGGCUCCAGGUGUUAGGUGUAGCUGCUACAACGCCAGUCGCGGAGGGUGUAGAGUUGCGGGAAGGGCUGUCCUCAUGA
This is a messenger RNA of Penaeus indicus, 1467 nucleotides long. Its product is annotated as sialin-like. Gene Ontology annotation, biological process: monoatomic anion transport; transmembrane transport. Gene Ontology annotation, molecular function: transmembrane transporter activity. The transcript is spliced from 10 exons. The coding region runs from base 43 to 1467 and encodes 474 amino acids. NCBI's taxonomy places the organism in Eukaryota, Metazoa, Arthropoda, Malacostraca, Decapoda, Penaeidae. The record is from RefSeq and is a predicted model, not a curated record. Gene Ontology annotation, cellular component: membrane.